Dichotomopilus funicola is the source of this 696-nucleotide messenger RNA. Its product is annotated as Shr3 amino acid permease chaperone. The transcript has 2 exons. Gene Ontology annotation, biological process: endoplasmic reticulum to Golgi vesicle-mediated transport. The coding region runs from base 1 to 696 and encodes 231 amino acids. Gene Ontology annotation, cellular component: endoplasmic reticulum membrane. NCBI's taxonomy places the organism in Eukaryota, Fungi, Ascomycota, Sordariomycetes, Sordariales, Chaetomiaceae. The record is from RefSeq and is a predicted model, not a curated record.
AUGGCUUCCCGAUGGGUAGACUGGUCGAAAACGACCCGAUCCAAAGACUACCGCGGCUCCGGUUCCUUUGCAACCUUUCUCAUCAUCGGCCCCGUCUGCUUCGCCCUCGGCAUCCUUUUCGCCUCCUUCCCCUACGAUUUCCCCCUCCUCUGGACCUCCGACCCCAUCCCGCCCUCCUUCCUCGACCACCUCGAGACCCAUCUCCGCCUCAUGCACCAAUCCCCGCCCCUCAUCGCCCGCAUGCUUCACAUCAUCGUCUUCGUCGGCUUCCUCGGCUUCUUCAUCAAACUCUUCCGCCCCUCCGAAGCCAACGUGCUCUUCGACGGCGGCAGUCUGAUCCUAUACGUCAUUGGUGCGGGGGUGUACCUGAGUAAUAUUGUCAAGGGGAUGCGGGCUGUGAGUCAACCUGGUGGGUUGGCGGCGGCGGAGGAGCAGCAGAAGGCGGCUGCGGCUGCGGGGGUGGCGGGAACGGUGUAUUCGGGCCCGUUGACGGGGGAGGUGGUGUUAGGACGGGAGGAUAGUUUGAGGGUGUUGAGUGCGAGUCAUGUGAUUUUGGCGCUGGUGUUGGUGGGUGUGUUGGUGUUGCAGGCCGGGCAGUGGUAUGCGGAAAGGAAGGAGGCCGAUGAGGUGGCCAAGUUGGAUCGGGAGGCGUCGGAGAAGAGGGCUGCGGCUGCGGGGGGGAAGAAGAAACAGUAG